Octopus sinensis (East Asian common octopus) is the source of this 1161-nucleotide messenger RNA. Its product is annotated as DNA methyltransferase 1-associated protein 1. The transcript is spliced from 8 exons. Gene Ontology annotation, biological process: negative regulation of transcription by RNA polymerase II; chromatin remodeling; DNA repair. Bases 232 to 1161 code for a protein of 309 amino acids. The record is from RefSeq and is a predicted model, not a curated record. Gene Ontology annotation, cellular component: nucleus; NuA4 histone acetyltransferase complex; Swr1 complex. Gene Ontology annotation, molecular function: transcription corepressor activity. NCBI's taxonomy places the organism in Eukaryota, Metazoa, Mollusca, Cephalopoda, Octopoda, Octopodidae.
GAACGAUUUGUCUGUGUGUGUCAUCCUGGUACAUGUAAUGAGAGUGGACUGAUAGAUGGGAUACACCGCUUUGACUAUUGUUACACCGUACCUUCUCGGUUCUCGGUUCAAUCCCACUUCUCAGUGGUUCGUGAAUCGUAGGGGAAUAGGUGACAGAGGAGGGAGAUCUGCGAUCGCCAGUUCGAUACAUCGUUAGAAACAUCUGCCGGCACCACUAACAUCCUGGUCAACAUGGCAAUGAAUUGUGACAUCCGAGAUAUUCUGGAGUUGGAUACUGACAAACCUUAUGAACCAGUCACUAAGAAAUCGUUGAUGAAUGACAAAAAAUGCAAGACCAAAAAAGCUGAGCCAACCUUUAAACGACCUGAAGGAAUGCACAGGGAACUAUGGGGCCUGUUGUGGACAGACAACAAAUACAUGAAGGAUACCCCACCAAUUCUACCGACUGAUGUGAACCAGGGCUACAAACAGAUGAAAGCCAAAAUUGGCAGUCAGAAAGUGCGCCCUUGGAAAUGGAUGCCCUUCACUAACCCAGCACGGAAGGACGGCACCAUAUUCCUUCAUUGGCGCCGGGUUGCUGACGAAGCCAAAGACUAUCCCUUUGCCAGGUUCAACAAGACGGUGGAUGUACCAACAUACUCUGAUCUGGAGUACCAACAGCACCUUCACGACGACAGCUGGACGAGGCAUGAGACCGACCACCUGUUUGACCUCUGCCGGAGGUUUGAUCUCCGCUUCAUUGUCAUUCACGACCGGUGGGAUCGCAGUAAAUACCCAAACAGAAGCGUGGAGGACAUCAAGGAACGAUAUUACAACAUAUGCAACACAUUGGUCAAGGUGAGAGCCACCCAAGGCCCAGAACCCAAAAUUUGGGUCUUUGAUGCCAGUCAUGAAAGAAAACGGAAGUUACAGUUGAUCAAGUUGUUUAACCGAACCCCUAAAUUGGUCGAGGAAGAGGAACACCUGAUUGCUGAACUGAAGAAGAUCGAACUUCGUAAGAAGGAACGCGAGAAAAAGACACAGGAUCUGCAGAAGUUAAUAACUGCUGCCGAUAGCAACAUAGACAAUCGCCGUGUGGAGAGAAAGACCACAAAGAAGAAGGUCUAUCAACAGCAGAAGCUCAAGGAAGGCAGCCUCUCCACCGUACGUUCAUUCACUUGA